AGAGAGACAGAAGCAGUGAUCCUCCAUCUCCUUGCUGGUAAGGAAUUUACAUCCCAGCUGUGGCCAUGAGGAUCAUUUACCAGCUCCUGAUUGUCCUCUUCAUAAUGCUCCAAGGAAUUGCAGGUCAACAUAGGCCAUUCAAUUCUUGUGCAGCCCAAAAUGGAUACUGCACCCCAGGGACAUGUCAGUACCCAUUUCGUCAGGUUGGAAGAUGUCCUAAUGGAUUUUCUUGCUGCAGAAGGUGGAGGCGCUGAAGAUUCCCUGGAUUCUCCUUGGAAGCCUUUUCUGCUUCUGCUAAAAGACCUCUAAAUCAACCCCUUGUGACCGCAGUUCCUGCUGCAAUGAAAAGUUCUCAUCUUCCUAUGCAUUGAAGCAAACAUCAGCAUCUACAAAAACACAAACUUGAGCCAGGCAACACUGCAGAAAUUCUUUCUUUCCCCGCUUUUAAUAAAAUCAG
Molecule: messenger RNA, 457 nt
Organism: Colius striatus (speckled mousebird)
Lineage: Eukaryota; Metazoa; Chordata; Aves; Coliiformes; Coliidae
Product: ostricacin-3
Exons: 4
Coding region: 66-254 (62 amino acids)
Biological process (GO): defense response
Cellular component (GO): extracellular region
Source: RefSeq, a predicted model, not a curated record